AUGAAUAGAAAGGAAAACAAAAUAGUUACAUCUAAGUACACGGCAAUGACCUUUCUUCCACAGAACAUGUACCACCAGCUGUCGAGGCCAUCAAACCUGUUUUUUCUGCUGACUCUGAUUCUCUUAUCUAUCCCGGCAAUAUCUCCGUUCAGCCCUUUCACCUAUCUUUUGGCAUUUGUUGUUGUUGUUGGAGCAUCGAUGAUGAAAGAUGGAGUUGAAGAUUAUAGAAGGCACAAACAGGACAAGGCAAUAAAUGAGAAACCAGCAAAUGUUGUGAGAAGGAGUGGAGAUGACGUAUAUGUAGAGAAGAUCCACGUGGAAGACAUUAAUGCCGGAGACCUUAUAUUUAUAAUGAAGGACCAGGAAGUGCCUGGAGAUGUUGUUUUAUUGAACAGUAGGAUGGAGACGAAGGAUGGGGUCAAGUGCAAGAACUAUUGCUUUGCUGAGACAAGUAAUCUGGAUGGAGAAACCAACUUGAAGAAGAAGACAUCGCAGCAUCAAGUAAAGUGUAAGGAAGAGGGGAUGGAGGUUGAGUUCUGUGGGGAGGUAUUAAAUGUAUGCAGCUGUGACAAAUAUUAUAUGAAGAAUACAUCUGAGUUUAUUGUUGAAGACACGGGGGAUUUGUUUAACAAGUUUGAGUGCCAGGUGAGUAUUGAGGGGAAAAACAUUCUAUGUAAUGAGAAGAAUGUCCUUCUAAGGGGAUCAAGAAUCAAGAAUACAGAACGUGUUCUAGCCAUGGUGGUUUGUGUUGGAAAACAGACAAAGCUAGGCAAAAGCCAUUUCAAAGCAAAGGUGAAGAUAUCGCUUUUCGAGAAAAGCAUUGGGGACUUUAUAUUUGGAAUAUUCAUGAUAUAUUUGGGGAUUCUAACACUGACCUCAGUCCUCGGAGCUAGGUUCCUCAAGAAAGACGGUAUUGAGUAUUUGUACUUGAACGAGUAUCUAACUGCAGACUCACUGAAGCAGACAGGGACAAACUAUAUUCUCUUCAGUUACUUGAUUCCUCUGUCCCUAUUUGUGACUCUCGAGGUAUCCAGAAUGUUUCAUUCGAUGUUUAUAUCUUAUGAUGACGAGAUGACUGUCGAUGGCAUCAAGUCUGUUUGUAGGAAUUCGAACAUAACAGAAGAUGUAGGGAUGAUUGAAUAUAUUCUAACAGAUAAGACUGGGACACUUACAAAAAACUCCAUGGUUUUCAAGUAUUGCCAUGUGUACAACUCUCCAGAGCUUAUUUCAAGAGAAGACUUGAAAGAGCACUGCCUCAGCAUCGAUCUUUUGAAUGAUCUCAGUCCCGCAGCAGAGAAAAGAAGGUCUCGGAUGAUGUUCAUACUUGCACUCUUGUGCUGCAAUUCCAUCGAGCCUCUUAAUAAUAACUUCGAGGGGAUUUCACAAGACGAGCUAUGCAUUGUUCAGGAACUAAGGAAUCAAGGAUAUGUGCUUAUAGAACGAGACGAAAGAUAUGUUGUAUUGGAAAUAAACGGAAGAAGAACCAAGCUGAACAUAAUGAUUUCGUUAGACUUUACUUCGUCAAGACAGAGAAUGUCGGUUGUGAUGGAGAUGUUGGGAAAGUAUAUUCUAUUCUGUAAAGGUUCGGACCAGAAACUUCUUGGAGAUAAGAAAAUGACCUUUGAGAAGGGGGAUACUGGAACAAUCAAAGCACUUAUAAACAACAACUCUGAAUAUAGAUCUCUUGUUGUUGGGUACAAGGAGCUGGAUAGAAAUGCUUUGGAAAGGAUGAGGGAGCAGUACAACAGAGUCUCAUUGAAAAACAAGUUUUUGGAGCAAGAAAGAGUGUUUGACUCUGUGGAGGAAGGAAUGGUCUAUCUGGGAGCAACAUUUAUAGAGGAUGAGCUCCAAGAGGGUGUAAGAGGUACUAUAACCUCUCUCCGGGAUGCAGGGAUCAAGAUAUGGAUGAUUACAGGAGACAAGAAGGAGACUGCAAUUAGCUGCUCAGAAGACUGUGGGAUUAUCCAGAAGAAUAAUGAGGCUCAAUCGCUUGUGGUGGAUGGCAAGGAGUUUCUGAAUAGACUUACAGGCCCGGACAUUUUUGAAUACAGAUCGAUUGUGAUAUAUAGAGCAACGCCCUACCAUAAGGGAAAGAUAGCCGAGAAAAUAGUUGAGCUUGGGAAGAAUACGCUUUCUAUUGGAGAUGGGAACAAUGAUGUUCCUAUGCUCACAAGUUCUCAUGUCGGAGUGGGGAUCAUGGGAAAGGAAGGCACACAAGCAAGCCUGUCUGCAGAUUUUGCAAUUCCUGAAUUCAGGCUUCUAAAGAAACUCAUACUUGUGCAUGGAAGAUAUAAUCUCAUAAGGUUCUCAAAGAUAACACUUAAUGCAUUCUUCAAAAACAUAUUCUUCAUCUCGAUACAGUUCAUGUACAAUUUCUUCAACGGAUAUUCUGGGAAGCCUAUAUACAACAACUUCUUCUUGAACUACUACAACGUCCUAUUCACCUCCUUUGUUCCUCUGUCCAUAGGACUUUUCGACAAAGACAAGCCAGAAAACUACCUGAUGGCUCAUCCUGAGGACUACAAGAAUGCGAGAAGAUUCUUCAGUAGACCUUCGUUUGUAUUUGGAUUUAUAUACACGAUCCUACUUGGGAUUGUUGUGUUUUUACUCUCUGUCGGAGUUGUAUAUAUAAAAGACAUGGUUAGCAGGUCGGGGCUUGUUGGAGGAUACAUACUCCUAACAAACUAUUUUUCAAUAGUUGUCUUCUUAGUUGUAUUAUCCACACAGAUCAGGGAGAUCUCUUUCUUUGUUAUAUAUUCAUGGAUAGCAAUUGCAUUAAGCAUUGCUCUUAACUUCAUAACUCUUUUCUUCAUCCAGGAGCUGGACGUAACUGCAAACAACGCGGCCUUCAAUCUAUUUUCCUUGCCUGUGUUUUAUCUUGUUACCCUAUUUGUACUUUCGGGCACAUUGCUUGUUGAUCUUGUCAUAAUGAGGAUGCUUUCUGCUGUAAAGAAGAGCAGAGGAUGGCCCUAG
Messenger RNA from Encephalitozoon romaleae SJ-2008, 2973 nucleotides. RefSeq names its product phospholipid-translocating P-type ATPase. The record is from RefSeq and is a predicted model, not a curated record. The transcript has a single exon. Lineage: Eukaryota; Fungi; Microsporidia; Unikaryonidae. The coding region runs from base 1 to 2973 and encodes 990 amino acids. Gene Ontology annotation, cellular component: plasma membrane; trans-Golgi network. Gene Ontology annotation, biological process: phospholipid translocation. Gene Ontology annotation, molecular function: ATP binding; ATP hydrolysis activity; ATPase-coupled intramembrane lipid carrier activity.